AUGGCGGGCCGUAUGGUGCUGUACAAGCUUGUGGUUUUGGGAGAUGGCGGUGUCGGCAAGACGGCUUUGACGAUCCAGCUGUGUUUGCAACACUUUGUGGAAACCUAUGACCCUACGAUUGAAGAUUCGUAUCGCAAGCAGGUUGUCAUCGACGGUCAACCUUGCAUGCUCGAAGUCCUCGACACGGCUGGCCAGGAAGAGUACACAGCCCUGCGCGAUCAAUGGAUCCGUGACGGCGAGGGCUUCGUCCUGGUGUACAGCAUCUCGUCCCGGUCCUCGUUUACCCGCAUCAAGAGGUUCCAUCACCAAAUACAACGAGUAAAGGAGUCGUGCGCCUCGUCGCCGUCCUUUCCGGGCUCGCCCCUCUCCGCGGCCAGCCCGGAGCUGCCGGUGCCCAUCAUGCUGGUGGGCAACAAGAGCGACAGGGUCACGGAGCGCGAGGUAUCCACGCAAGAAGGGCACGCCUUGGCUCGCGAGCUCGGCUGCGAAUUCGUCGAGGCUUCGGCAAAGAACUGCAUCAACGUGGAAAAGGCGUUUUACGACGUCGUCCGGAUCCUGCGUCGACAGCGACAGCACGCCGCUCGGCCGUCGGGCAGCGCGAGCGGACGCUCUCGGACGGCCAACGGAGAGGUCGGCGGCCGGGAGCGCGAGGCCCAGAGGCCGCGCCGCAGCAAAGAUGGCGAAAAGGGCAAAAAGUGCAUAGUCUUGUGA
Ustilaginoidea virens is the source of this 711-nucleotide messenger RNA. RefSeq lists its product as uncharacterized. The coding region runs from base 1 to 711 and encodes 236 amino acids. NCBI's taxonomy places the organism in Eukaryota, Fungi, Ascomycota, Sordariomycetes, Hypocreales, Clavicipitaceae. Gene Ontology annotation, biological process: signal transduction. The transcript is spliced from 2 exons. Gene Ontology annotation, molecular function: GDP binding; GTPase activity; GTP binding. The record is from RefSeq and is a predicted model, not a curated record. Gene Ontology annotation, cellular component: plasma membrane.